Calliphora vicina (urban bluebottle blowfly) is the source of this 2724-nucleotide messenger RNA. Its product is annotated as SP1173. Bases 368 to 2572 code for a protein of 734 amino acids. Gene Ontology annotation, cellular component: membrane. The record is from RefSeq and is a predicted model, not a curated record. The transcript is spliced from 4 exons. NCBI's taxonomy places the organism in Eukaryota, Metazoa, Arthropoda, Insecta, Diptera, Calliphoridae.
UUUGAAUGUGGCGUAUGACGGACGUACGAAUUUGAAUAAUAAAACAAAAACAAACGAUUAAAAUUAAUAUUUAAAUUUAAAAAAAAAGUAGAAAAUAAAACGCGUGUUGGUUCUAACAAAAUCAGAAUCUAAAGCAAAAAGAUUCAAAUCAACACCUUUAAUUUCUUUUAUUGAGCACGAAAACUAACCUGAAUUCUAAUCCUCACGAUUGUAUUGUACCACCCACCCGGAGCUUUAAAAGCUCUUACGAAUUGUUGUUGUUGUUGUACCAGAAACUCCACCUAUUUUAAGUAGUUUAUUUUAAAUUAGUUGUUUAAGGAGAAUCCUAAAAUCACAACAUCUAAACUGACUCCAAAUCUACUGCAAAAUGGGAGCCUUUUCCAGAAAGCCUAGAGUCAAUAAGACUCUAAUAUCACUGAAAGUGGUAGCCUUCUUUGUACUGAGUGGUAUCUCCGCCUUGCAUAUACUCAACAAUCGCAUGCCCUCAGUGUUGGGUUUAAAUUUCGAUGAAUAUCGCAACAUAACCAUUAUUGCCUCGUUCGUAUCCAUUUUGGGUCCCCUCAUAGCCGGUCCUUUGGCAGAUCGUUUUGCCGCCAAAAAUCCAAACAACUUCGGCAAGACACUCAGAAUAUUAACCGCUAUAUUCCUGCUAAUAACCGCUAUUAUUUAUGCCUGUUUGUUUGCGGUGCCCGAGGUGAAACGCGGAGAAGCACAUCAGCCGUUAGUUAGUUUCGGUUGUGAUGCCAAAGGAGCCGUUAUAUUCCAGCAACGUUGCUCGGAAGACAAUCAAUGUCAUCACUGGAAGUCCAAGGUAGGCAGUGUUAAUCUAACCAGAUGUACAUACACCUGUCAAGAUCCCACACAAUAUGAAAAUAUGUAUACACCUUGGUUGGAGAGUAUACCCACACCCUCACCCUCCACCGAACAUAGCUCCGAAUUUGAUUAUGAAGAUGAAUCGGUGGCUGCGGUAACAGAGAGUUUAAGAACACGCAGAAAUGCCCAACAUGUUGAGCAGUCAUCUGAAUUGGGUGCCGCAGAAGUAAUGAGUUCUGAAGUGUUGUCCAGACAGAAGAGAGCUUUCAAAUCGGCCCCCAAUAAGGUAUAUGUAGAGCCGCCACACUUGUGUAUGACCGAACUUAAUGAGGAGGGUGAAAGUGUGGUGAAACACUGUCAUGUUUAUACCGAUGAUACCAGCAGUAUUUUGGUGCACACCGUCAUGAAGGCCGCUACCAAUGUAGAGAAUGAUACACAUUCUGCCGAAUGGUGUAAUUAUCCUUUGGAUGGUUUCCAAUGUCAGAUACCAUUGCAACAGGCUAACUACAUGAUCCAACUGAAGAAUAACAGCGACUGCAAGCCCAUGAUUGAAUGCCAGGUUAUUGAUCCUUAUGGCAGCAAAGGCAGCGUUUUGGCCGAUAGUGAAUGCGUGAAGAUCGAAGGUGAUUUGGACGCCACUUUGGCUGGUUACACUGCCAUACGCAUAUUGGGCGACAUCUUCGCUUUAGCCUGUUUGACAUUGCUGAAUACCGCCAUUGUGAUUGCCGUCCGUGAGACUUCCGAGGGUAGAGGAGAAGUUUGCCGUCAAUAUGCCUGGGGUGCUGUGGGUUAUGUGAUCCUCUUCAGUUCCUUGGACUUGUUCUUCUUCAAAGAAGCUGCUGGCAUGACUGUAGCUUUAGUUUUAGUUAUAGUCUGCUUUGUAGUGGGUGCUUUAGUGCUGUUGUUUUCUUCCCAAAUGCCUUUGAGUCCACCCGAAUGGUGGUGGCAUACCAAGACCGGCAUGUUGGUCUUUCCCAUGUCCGCCAUUAGGAAAUAUAGUCCAGAGAUUUUUGUUUUAACAUUGGUGGCCAUUUUGUUUGGCACUUUCUGGGGCAGUAUACACAGCUAUUUGUACUGGAGCUUUUUGGGAGAAUAUGUUGCCUAUUUCGAGGGCUUGCUUUUGAUUUUGGUGUUGUUCUUUAAUGUCGAUAAGUUUAUAGAAUAUUGCGGUCAUUCGAAUAUUUUCAUUGGCGGCUUUGCCAUGUUCAUCAUACGUUUCACUGCUUUGGCCAGCAAGGACACCAAUUGGUUGACCAAUAUUAUGGAGAUUUUUGAGCCUGUGAUUUUGGGCAUUGUCUGGAUUACCAUUAUUUUGUAUAUGCGUCAUGCCAUGCCACGUAAAUUCACCGCCACUGGCCAGGCUUUGGCUGUUAUUGCCUUCUUUGCUUUGGGCAAAGGUUUUGGUGCUUUAAUUGGUUUGGUGCACGACGACAAAAAGGGCAUACACACCGAUGAUGAUCUCAUUAAGUACGAAUGGCUAUCGGUGACUGCCUGCAUUAUUGCCUUGAUCUAUUUCGUGAUCUAUAAUCUAAUAUUGGCUCCACGUUGUGCCGCCAAACCUGUCCAUCUAGAUGAUUUAAUGUCCGGCUCAGCCUCCCAAACAUUUGCCAGUGGUGCUGGCGGUACCGGGGGUAAUGGCAGCGCAGGCGCCGCCCUUAAUGGUAACGGUGCUGGACCCACUAACGGCAAUGCCAACAGUUAUUCACCCUUAAGAGUGUAUCACAACGAAAGAGGAAAGAAGGGUCAAUUUAGGUAUUAAAUUUUGUUUUUAGUUACAUACAUAAAUAUUUUUUUUAUUUACACUAACUAAAGGAUGAUGUUUUUUUUUCUAACUAUUAUUUUGUUUAAUUUAAUAAAUACAAUAAUAAAAAAAGAUUAUAUUAAGCUUAAUAAAAUGACAAAAUUAAAUAA